AUGUCGGCCGCAGUGGAUAGCAAUCGGCCCUUGGCCGCGCUAACACGUUCAAGCCAAGCCUCGACAUCAGCUUCCACGCUCGAAAGCUUCCUCGAUUCUGCUGCAUCGCUCGUCAACCUCGCCAGCUCCACUUCCGCAUCACCCCUCCCAUCGGACCGACCACCAAUACUGCGUUCCAGCUCACGAACCAUGCGAGCAUCAGCCUCAGCCGACUCGCUCACGCCCACAGAAAUCGCUCGAGCAAAAGUACUCGAACAGCUUGGCCUAGCUUCCGAGACGACCCAAACCUCCGUCGGAUCCGGCUGCACCCUCACCAGCAACGACACAGACGACGACUGCGACGACUCCCACCACACCCAGUCUCACAGGACGAACUAUGCUUUCCUCAUAACUUACUUCCUCGCCGGAGGAGCAGCGGGUGCAACUUCCCGUACCGUCGUCUCCCCCCUCGAACGACUGAAAAUCAUUAUGCAGGUUCAACCCCAGACCUCCUCCACCACCUCCUCUACCUCUUCUGGCCCGGCCAAGACGAGCAAAGCAGCCAGCAAACGAGCCUACAACGGCGUCUGGACCGGUCUCGUCAAGAUGUGGAAAGAAGAAGGUUUUGCUGGCUUCAUGCGUGGCAACGGAAUCAACUGUCUUCGCAUCGCCCCUUAUUCCGCUGUUCAAUUCACAACUUACGAAAUGUGCAAGACUUACCUUCGCAACGAAGAAACCGGCGAGCUCGACGUUAUACGCAAACUCACCGCCGGUGCUGUAGCCGGAGUCGCCAGUGUCGUUUCCACCUAUCCACUCGAUUUGGUACGGUCAAGGAUCAGCAUUGCAAGUGCAAACAUGUACAACGAAGCGAGAUCCCAAGCUACUCAAGCAGUGAAGAAAGCCUCACAGCAAGUACUACGAGAGCAGAUCGCGGCGAGACAGAAAGCAUUCCCAGGAAUAUGGCAAAUGACUUCGAAAGUGUAUCGCGAAGAGGGAGGCCUGAGAGGGCUGUAUAGAGGUUGUGUACCUACAUCUAUCGGAGUUGCGCCCUAUGUGGCUUUGAAUUUCUACUUUUACGAGGCGGCAAGGAAACGUAUCACGCCGCUAGACGGGUCGGAACCGAGUCCGUUGAUGAAAUUGGCUUGUGGUGCGUUAGCGGGGUCCAUCUCUCAGACCCUAACCUACCCGCUGGAUGUACUGAGGAGAAGGAUGCAGGUGGCAGGAAUGAAGGACAGUCAGGAAAAGUUGGGUUACAAGGAUAAGAACGCCAUUAAUGCGAUUCAGAACAUUAUCAAGGCAGAAGGGGUGACGGGACUGUAUAGAGGUUUGCUGCCGAAUCUAUUGAAAGUGGCGCCGAGUAUUGGAACCAGUUUCGUAACCUAUGAAGCCGUGAAGGGAUUUUUGGAGGUUCAUAUGGAUGAUUUGCACCUUACUAGUGGACACAAGGAGACCAGCAAGGCUCACUGA
This is a messenger RNA of Ustilago hordei, 1446 nucleotides long. RefSeq lists its product as uncharacterized. The coding region runs from base 1 to 1446 and encodes 481 amino acids. The transcript has a single exon. The record is from RefSeq and is a predicted model, not a curated record. Gene Ontology annotation, biological process: transmembrane transport. NCBI's taxonomy places the organism in Eukaryota, Fungi, Basidiomycota, Ustilaginomycetes, Ustilaginales, Ustilaginaceae.